This is a messenger RNA of Cynara cardunculus var. scolymus (artichoke), 945 nucleotides long. Its product is annotated as probable inactive purple acid phosphatase 27. The transcript is spliced from 3 exons. Lineage: Eukaryota; Viridiplantae; Streptophyta; Magnoliopsida; Asterales; Asteraceae. The record is from RefSeq and is a predicted model, not a curated record. Bases 41 to 742 code for a protein of 233 amino acids.
ACAUAACACCCACAGAUCACUACUCCCUUCUAUUCUGCAAAUGGAACCACCAAAAUAUUCUGCGCCGUUUUUACUCUUCACGUCUGCGAUUUUAGUUUUCGGUCUCUCUUCUUCGUUGCACAAGGCUCUUGAGAACUCUACAGCAGAGUUCGGUAACCACACAGGAAUAUCAGACUUUCGAUUACUGAAUAGAAGAAGUCUCAUCACUUGUCCAAACUCUGGUCCUUAUGUCCGUGUCAAAGUUAGCCCGAUAUCCCAACUUUCGGAUGAGCAAUAUGUCACUGUUUCCAUUACCGGUGUUUUCAAUCCUUCUGGAAGUGAUUGGGUUGCCAUGAUCUCACCUUCACAUUCUGAUGUCUCAGUUUGUGCUCGAAACGCCAUUCUUUAUUUGCAGACAGGUGAUUUAAGUUUACUGCCACUGCUAUGCCAUUAUCCUGUCAAGGCACAGUAUGUAAGCAACGAUUUGGAUUAUAUAAGCUGCAAGAAGAAAGAAUGCAUGGUAUAUCACAGAGGAAGAUGUCUAGUGGCAACAUGUGGUGCCACAUUGACGUUUCAUGUUAUCAAUAUUAGAACUGAUAUUGAAUUUGUGUUGUUUCGUGGGGGGUUUUUGACCCCUUGCAUCGUUACGAGAUCUAGGCUGAUCAACUUCAAAAAUCCCAAACAACCUUUAUACGGGCAUCUCUCGAGCGUUGAUUCCACUGGGACAACGGUAUGUAACCAUUUCCAUUGUGCUACAUUGUAGGGAAAAGAGCAACUACCUCCAUUCAUGAAAUAUCGAAAACAAUUUUUGCUAUCAUAUACGAUACUACUCCCUUUUUUAUUAUAUAUGCUGACAUUUUUCCAAGUGUGAUUAAUCCCUUGUUUAAAUGAUAACGAUGUUAAUAAGAAAAUACUCCAUGGAUCAUGUGGCCUGCUGUAUAUGAUUUGUUUGGUUUAAUUUGUUUA